AUGGUGAAGCCGCGAGAGAAGCCCGUGCGCGUGGUGGUCGUCUUCCCGCUGGACUGCGAGAUCGACCUGCUCGAGGUUCGGCUCAUGGAGACCUACGAUGUGGUGGACUACUUUGUCAUCGGGGAGUCAAACUACUCCCAGGUGGGUGGCGCCAAGCGCCUCCACUUUUGGGAGUCGCGCCACCGGUUCGAGCGGUUCUGGCCCAAGAUCCGCCACAUGGCCUUCUGGGAGGGUUUUAAGGAUGCGACCCAAAUCAAGAAGCACGACUGGACCAACGAAGAUCAGGAGCGGGGCUUGCUGGGCCAGGGUCUGCGCGGACUCGACGACGAUGACAUCAUCCUCCUCACCGACGCGGACGAGAUCGCCAACGCCGACGCCCUCAAUUUCUAUCGACACUUCACCGGGUAUCCACCGGGCGGUCGCAUCUUCGUGCGAUGGUCGCAGAUGGGCUUCUUCUGGAAGGUACCCGCCGUGUGGACUCCGCAAGCCUGCAUGACCACCUACGCCAUAGCCAAGCAGAUUGGAACGAGCGGCAUCCGUAAGGCCAGAUUCAAACUUGAGCAUGGCCGCGACUGGUGGACCUUGGGCAGUGCCUCGGUCGUUGCUGGAUGGCACUGCAGCUGGUGCUUCCCGCCCCAGGACUAUAUGAACAAGUUCCGCAACGUGAUCGAGGCCUGGUGGUUCCACGCCGAUGAGCUGAAGGACUUCACCCCGGAGGUCUUUGCCAACGCACGCUACAAGGGCACCAAGCCCAUUGCCGCCGACGUCGUGGUGCAAGACCACGAGGGCAUUCCCAAGGCGGCCUUGGAGAACUUCAAGUAUCUCUCCGACAGGGACGUGUUCCCCAAGUGUGGCUGGUGUUUGAUGCCGAAGGACCCAACAUCCCACCCCGUGGGCUCCAUCAAGCCGGAGGACCCGCUCCCGGAGGACAUGGUGAAGCAGAGCCAACAGUGCUCGAACGACGUGACCCUCGCCUUCACCCCCUACCGCUAA
Messenger RNA from Acanthamoeba castellanii str. Neff, 993 nucleotides. RefSeq names its product glycosyltransferase family 17 protein. Gene Ontology annotation, molecular function: beta-1,4-mannosylglycoprotein 4-beta-N-acetylglucosaminyltransferase activity. The record is from RefSeq and is a predicted model, not a curated record. The transcript has 7 exons. Gene Ontology annotation, cellular component: membrane. Lineage: Eukaryota; Discosea; Longamoebia; Acanthamoebidae. Gene Ontology annotation, biological process: protein N-linked glycosylation; N-acetylglucosamine metabolic process. The coding region runs from base 1 to 993 and encodes 330 amino acids.